Molecule: messenger RNA, 2587 nt
Organism: Plodia interpunctella (Indianmeal moth)
Lineage: Eukaryota; Metazoa; Arthropoda; Insecta; Lepidoptera; Pyralidae
Exons: 1
Coding region: 109-1416 (435 amino acids)
Cellular component (GO): cytoplasm
Molecular function (GO): protein binding
Source: RefSeq, a predicted model, not a curated record
CAGACAGUUUGGAAAUCAUUGGAAAUCAAUCAGCUGUUGUUAUUGUUUACUGCGCAAAACCCAAAAAAAAACACUAUGGAUAACGGUAAAGACAUUAAAAAUCUGUAAAUGACAUCACACGCUACAUACAAUAUCAAAAAUAAUCCCAAAAUGUCACAGGACGACGAAAAACUGUGCCAUCUGUAUUACUUGCCGACCGAGCUACUUUUAUACAUUUUCACGCUUUUGCCUGCCAAAGAUCUUACUGAAUGUCGUCAAGUGUGCUCCAGAUGGAAACUCAUAGUAGACGGGCUAGCUAGAAGUGAUAGCUUGUGGCGGGGAUACUGUAAAAAGGACUUCAAGGAUAUCUAUCAAACUGCACGGUACAAAGCGAAGCCUGGUCUGCUCUGGUAUAAUAUAUACAGAUCUCUCUCACUCUGGCCGAAGCUCGCGAUCGCUCGUGAGUACAGCGACGAAUUCGCUUCGGCAUCUCACAUAAAUGAUGAGAUCCGGAACUUCAGAAUACUAAGACAUGGCAUAAUUGGAGUUCAUAAACGUGGCUCAAUUGUUUACUAUGAUAUAAAUACUCUGGAACCAUCCAAACGUGGUACGAUAACGGGUGAUUUCGCAACGUAUGCUGAGAAUGACUAUGUUAUAGCUAUAAAGAGUUAUCACUUAAAUCUGUACAUUGUUCGCAAAGAACUGCUGAAUCGGAAAAUAGAAUCAAGUAUAACAUAUGAUAAUGUCAAGUCAUUUAUUCUAAUUGACUUGGAAAUAUACUAUGUAACAUUGGACGAUGACAUUUAUGUAUGCAACCUCACAGAAAUGACGCAAAAGUUUGUGAAAAGGACCGAAGAUGGUGUAAUGUCGCUAGGGUUCACCGAUCGACUGCACAUAUUGACAUUCCAACGUAACAUUUAUACUUUGGUUAACAAUGACCUGGUUUUCAACUGUACUCUUGGUCCAACUUCGAAUUUGCUGCACCAGCUUCAACAGUAUCGGUUUCUGGAGCAGCUGGAUUGGCGAGUCUAUUUCCAGUGGAUGUAUGCUUUGAACCACACCGUACCUCAAGGUCCCUUGAGGGAUAUCGUCACAGUAAGAUCAUAUGGAGACAUAUUCUUUGUUGGAUCGAACUGGGGCGUUUUGCGAAUCUAUCAUGCUCCCUAUUCGUCUGGAGAAUUUGACCUGUUCAAUUCUGAACCGGUAAAGCAAUACAAUUUCAUGGAGAGACGAGAUUGCCCUGUGCUCUCAAUGUGUCCAAUACUGCAAAUAGAUGUUUGCGAAAUCGAGGAUGGACACUCAGUGAUGGUGGCGAUGCCGAAGAAAGUUGCCGUUCUGAACUUCAAACAUAGCUUUAAAAGAACAGCAUCCGUAGCUAUGUUGCCGUACGAUGAUGUACAAAAAGUUAAAUUCCUUAAAAUUGAUGAUGGUAAUUAGGUAAAUAUUCAUAAUAAAGCUGUCCUGACUUGCCAUCAUCUCUCGACGCGAUCCACUUUGCGAGCUAAACUGAUCUGCAUCACAAAUUCGUACCAUCAAGUGAAUUUUUAGUAUGAAUGCGAUUCAUUUUAGUUUCCUAAAUAGAACUGAUGUUCAUUGGAAUCGUUCCGUAAAAAAAUAUGGUAGGCCUGCUAUAUUCUUGCUAAUAUAUAAAGGUAAUCAAGUUUUCUAAUUAUCCGUCAAAUCAAUAUUGAUUUUUGCAGUUGACUCAAGCCUUAUCAAACUGUUUAGAUGCUAGCUUUUAUGUGGUACCUGUUUACUGACCUCAUUUUAAUAUAAUUAGUAGCGAUAAAUUAAAAAAUUGUAAAUUCCUAUUUAUAUUGUUUGACACACUUUGAAAAACUAUUAAAAAAUUACUUUAAAAAAAGUUGUAUACUUUUAUAAACUUUGUUACGUAACGCUGUUUUGGUAUAACUAAGUUACAUUUAUUUUUCUCAUCCAUGAGAUUUGUGUGAUGUGUUUCUACUUAACCCAAUAUUGGGUGUGUGUCUCCAAAUUAUAGUUUUAUUUAUUAAGAAGAUUUAUUAUAUAAUUAUAUUAUAUUUAUAGACCUAACAAUAUGCCAGACCUGACAAAUAUCAGAGUAGUUCGCUGUUUGGCUUUCGUCCAAAUAUGUAAUGUAUGUAAUUUGAUGGAUUCAGACACCGAAACGGUAAAAUAUAGCGUCUAGGUUUAGCUGCGAUCCAGCUGACUUAGCGCAUUUCCGGGUCACUUGAAGGUUAUUAAUAAUAAGCAAGAUUUUGGCCCAUACUGAUGGUGGCACUCAGGGCGGUCCGCUUCUAAGGCGAUCUAGCGCCACCAUCGCAUUUUUAUUCAACUCUUUGCUACUGUUGCACGGAUAAAAUUAAGAAACACAUCGUUUUCAAUCUUACAAAGAUUUGAUCACGUCAUGUCAUAUCUGGCAUAUUUAUCUAGCUAUUAAAAUGCUUGUGAUAUUAUAUUUAGUUUAAAAAGUAAAACUUUUUAUUUUUGCUUAAAUGUAAAAAAUAUACAGACUGCGGUAGGUCCAGUUUAUUUAUUUCUUUCAAUAAAAGUUGUAUUUAUGGUUACAGUGAAUAAAAAAAUAAAAUACUAUUUCACUAUAUAUUAAAUACUAGCUUUUGCCCGCAAC